CUCUGAGGGCCUCUGUGCUGCCAGCGCGGCUGCUCGGAGCCUGCAGCGCCUCAGCGCACUGGGCUGGACACAGCACAGACUGGGGGCUGCUUUAGCACCCGAAUUGUCCAAAGUGGCAAAAAUACGACAAGCAGAGAGCCCGCCUGGAUCCCAGAGCUGUUUUCUUGCUCACACCGCCCUCCCUCCCCGGGGACAGCGGCUUCGGGCGGUUUCCGCGGGGCAGGCCCGGCCUCGCCAUGGUGACCGCGCACCGCCCGUGCCCGCGGGGCCGCGCACAGCGGCGGGGACAGCGCCGGGCCCGGGCUCCGCUCCCCGGGCUCGCACACCCACCCCGGGACCGCAGCGCCCCGGGGCCCGGCCCCCCCCCCGCGCCUGGAGACUCCCGGCCUGGCCGGACAGCGGGGGAGAAGCAACACGCCGGCCCGGGAGCGCCAAGCGGGGUGAAACCAAUGGAGGAGGAAAAGGAAGAAGCUGGCAGUGAGGAAAAAGAUCACAUCCCCCCGGAAGAUGAGAGCAGCAGUACAGAGGACUGUCUCCCAGAGGACGAGGAAAAAGAGAAAGAAAGCAAGCAUGUCAUCAAAAAUAUCCCGUGGACUACAGCUAAGAACUUCACAGUGGAGAUAGGACAGCAGCAAAUUGAAGAACUAAUUUCUACAUGGGACAUUCAUGAAAGCUGGCUGCACCACUCAGAAUUUCUUGAGGAAGAAGAACUGAAGGACAGCAAGAGGUACCAUUACAGAGCUUGCUGGGGCCUCCCAACACGCAGAAAACCCAUCCCACGAGCAACAGCGAGUGUCUACUUCGUUAUAGUGAUCUCCAAGCUCAAACCUGACACUGCACCUGUGGAGGUGUUCUACCGACUGGAGUCCAGCAGGCUGAUUCGGAGGCCAGAACAGUGUGAGUUUAGAGAAAAGUGGCUUCAGGACAUAAUUGAAAAUAAAGUACUGUGUGCAGAAAGACUUGCUUCCCGAUGAGCAGCUCCAAUUCACCAUUACCAGUCCUCUGUUGUGGAGAACCAAAUAAACAUGAUGGGAGAAAAAGCUCUUCCUUAGCAGCAUUUCUAUUUUGUGGAUAGAUAAGAAGCAUUGAAC
Molecule: messenger RNA, 1091 nt
Organism: Camarhynchus parvulus
Lineage: Eukaryota; Metazoa; Chordata; Aves; Passeriformes; Thraupidae
Gene: AKAP14
Product: A-kinase anchoring protein 14
Exons: 6
Coding region: 237-974 (245 amino acids)
Cellular component (GO): cAMP-dependent protein kinase complex
Molecular function (GO): protein kinase A regulatory subunit binding
Source: RefSeq, a predicted model, not a curated record